Molecule: messenger RNA, 1340 nt
Organism: Condylura cristata (star-nosed mole)
Lineage: Eukaryota; Metazoa; Chordata; Mammalia; Eulipotyphla; Talpidae
Gene: ZMAT5
Product: zinc finger, matrin-type 5
Exons: 6
Coding region: 68-580 (170 amino acids)
Cellular component (GO): U12-type spliceosomal complex
Molecular function (GO): zinc ion binding
Source: RefSeq, a predicted model, not a curated record
CAGGAGGAGGAGCUCGCAGCCGUCUGGUCCCGAGAAACCAGGCAGCGAGGCAUCUGGGGUAGGUGUCAUGGGGAAGCGUUACUUCUGCGACUACUGUGAUCGCUCCUUCCAGGACAACCUCCAUAACCGCAAGAAGCAUUUGAAUGGACUGCAGCACCUCAAAGCCAAGAAGGUCUGGUACGACAUGUUCCGAGAUGCAGCUGCCAUCUUGCUGGAUGAGCAAAACAAGCGGCCCUGCAGAAAGUUUCUACUGACAGGCCAGUGUGACUUUGGCUCCAACUGCAGAUUUUCCCACAUGUCCGAGCGAGACCUACAGGAGCUGAGCAUCCAGGUGGAAGAGGAGAGACGGGCUAGGGAGUGGCCACUGGAGCUUGCCGAGCACCCCGAGGGCCCCCUGGAGGACUGGCUGGAGAAGAGAGCCGAGCGCCUAAGUGCAGCCCCCAGCAGCAGGGCUGAACCUAUCAGAGCGUCCAUCUUCCAGUACCCUGUGGGCUGGCCGCCAGUCCAGGAGCUGCCUCCCUCCCUGAGGGCACCCCCACCCGGGGGGUGGCCCCUGCAGCCCAGCGUUCAGUGGGGCUGAGCCCCUCGUCGGCCCUACCCCUGGCCCAACCUGGUCAGCUAACUUCACUCACAGUACCGAUGAGGACUCGACCGAGAGGCCAAAUCCCCCUCGCACUCUGCCCUGUGGAGCCCCUGAAACUGUCAGCCUGAAUCGGGGCCCAGGAGUCCCCUGAUCAGGUGCUGGCCUGGUCCCAGCUUCCUAUCAGACAAUUUUCCCUUCUUCUCUGUCCUUCCCUUAUGGGACGUCUUGAGAAGAUGAGUGAGAAAACUUCCUGUCAGGUGUUUGAUAAAGAAAGUCUGUCACCACAGUGGUCUGGCUGUACCACCCUCUCCCUGGGGCCUCAGCUCCAUGCUCAGAGGACCUGCAGGGCUGGAGUAGAAUGAGGUCCUCUGUGGGUUGACCUGAAGCCCUUCUUCCUGGAGGGGCUGGCUGAAAAGUAGCUCCAGAUCUGGCAGAGGGGCUCAGUUUGCCAUUCCAGACCCCCACUGCCCAUCUGAGCUGGUGUGAGGGCACAACUGGGUCAGGACGGAGCUGGGCCUCCAGCUUGGAGGGCGGAGGAGAGCGCCAGGGAGGACGAGUGCUGGGCCUGGAGAGGGGCCUGGCUGAGCUUCCUGGCACUGUAGCCAUGGGCGGCACCAGCCCCUUGCCUUGGGGGUGGCACUGAGGCCCUCCCAAGGCUAUGCCUAGAGGGGACCCCUGGCUGAUGGGGAGAUCACACAGGCUGCUGAGGUGAUUCGGAACCUCCAGGCCCCACCUCACCUUCCACCCCAAGUCAUUC